AAAAACUUCUAGGCCUAAACUCUGUACCGUUUUCUUUUUACUUCAACAUUAUCUUAAUAAAAUUAUUAAAUUUAUCUCUCUACAAAAUGAAUGUGAAGUGGUUGUAAACUGCUACUAAGUCAGAAGUUAAUUUUUUGGGUGCCCAAUUUGAGUGAGGAGAAUCGAACACAAGUUAGAAAGCAAAGAAGUUAGAGCCCAAUUCUCAUAUCUAAUAGGACACUUUGCUCUCGCAGGGUAAAGGGGAUUUAAACAUGGGUGUAAAUGAAACUUUAUGACCUUUUAAGGACCUAUUCUACUGCUCUGGCUGUGUGCUGUAACUGAUAUGGCCCAAAUGCAUUGCAGAGUUCCUCAGAGAGGGGGAUCAGUCACUGAGGAACACGCAGGGGAAGAUGCAGGAGCGUCCAUUAUUCAAGGUCACAUAGAAUAUCAGAGUUGGAAGGGACCUCAGGAGACCAUCUAGUCCAACCCCCUGCUCAAAGCAGGACCAGUCCCCAAUUUUUUUUUUUUUUUGCCCCAGAACCCUAAAUGGCCCCCUCAAGGAUUGAACUCACAACACGGGGUUUAGCAGGCCAAUGCCCAAAUCACUGAGCUGUCCUUCCCCCCAGCUAUCCCCCCACAUACAUACACAGAAAGAAAAGAAAUGAUUGGUACCAUCUCAGCCAAAGCUGCAGAUGCUCAGUCUCCAUUAGGAAACAUUAAAUCCAAAUAAAAGCAUGAUCCACUCCUAUAUCUCACUCCUCCUCAGAAUCAGAAACAUUGACCUGCUGAGCAGUGCAACAACUGAACUCUAGGGCCAAGACCAGCAAUCGCACCCCAAUGCACCAGUCACUGGGGAGAACAAUUAAAAACCAACAAGCUUGCACCACAGAUCCCUGCACAGAACUACCACACUAGCAAACAGCCUCCCCACAGCGAGCCUCUGGCCAAAUACAGAAUCGGUGAAGUGGAAAGUGGGAGCCGCACAGCACAGUCCAAACCCAGAGUAGGGGGACUGGGAGCCCACCUGACAGGCGAGCUUGAGACACAUGGGCUCUUUCUAUGUCCAUGGCCAAUAUCUGAGCAUGCGGGAGCUAUUUCAGCACAUUACCUGAAAGGAUGAAACCCUGUCAAAAAUACACCUAGGCCGGGAGCCAGAAGGGGGCGUCCUGCUACGGCGCCACCUGGGCUGUAGAGGGACAAAUGAACACAUGGGGGGAAACUUCCCCCACCCUGCGAGCGCUUUGCAGGGCAGAACUUACCUGCCUCUGGAGAUUCCCUUUGGUGCCAACACGCCUACAGCUUGUUAUGUGGCGCCCGGCGCCUCUCAUUUCCCGCUCCCUUUGUGUGACCUCACAAUUGGAUACGCAGUGUGUUUCCUAGUAACCACGGGACGCAGAAACACCAGCAACAGCUGGGCCUCCCUGCUCUGUGCCCCGGGCGGGCCGGGCUCUGGCCGCGGGAUGCCGCGCACCCAGGAGGCGACGGAACCAGACGGGCAGCGGGAGGAGAAAGCAGCUGAGCAGGCAAGCGGGAAACACCAGCUGCCGCUCUGCGCCCUGUCCGCCUUCAGCUACAUCCCGCCCGGCCGCAGGGACCCUCCGGAGCACAGCUACUUCCACCAGGAGUUCAAGGGAUUGUUUCCACAUAUGACUCCAUUUUUAAGAGGCCAAUGGGUUACAAUGAAAAACUCCACCGAUGUGACAGAGAACAUGCAAACAAUCGAGGUCUUAACAUUAAUGAUGAGAAAUCAGUGGCUUAGUCCUCUACAAUCGCCAGGGAAAGCCUCCUGCUUACUACGGGAACUGGCAAGACCCAUUGCUGUUUUGUCCUCUUCAGAAUAUGGGAGACACAUAAACCAGCCUGUAGAGCAGUCGAUCAGAGAUUAUGCAAGGAUUAACCGUGUGCAGGCUGAGUUCUACAGGAAAAAUGGAGUCACCUGCUUGUUGGAAAAACCUUCUCAAAGUCUUGAACCAUCAUAAAGCUCCUGUCCCCCCAGCCACUGACAUGAACAUAGUGUAACACAGUUUUCACAGCAAUAAGAAAAUGAAGACUGUUUUGCCUUUUCCUGUAAUACUUUCCUUCAGCUGGUCAGUGUGACUU
Messenger RNA from Chelonia mydas (Green sea turtle), 2079 nucleotides. RefSeq names its product chromosome 2 C5orf49 homolog (gene CFAP90). The transcript has 4 exons. Bases 1188 to 1958 code for a protein of 256 amino acids. The record is from RefSeq and is a predicted model, not a curated record. Lineage: Eukaryota; Metazoa; Chordata; Testudines; Cheloniidae.